GCGCACACAGCAGAACGCAGAACCCCUACUCUCAGCUUGGCGCGCGCGCUCCGGCCGGCGUCGACCAGAGGAUGGAAGCGGCUCAAGUGGGGCCACCCGCCUCCAUGGACGUGGACAAGCUCACCUACGAGAUCUUCUCCAUCCUCGAGAGCAAGUUCCUGUUCGGCUACGACGACCCCAACCUUCUCUUCGCCGGUGGCUCGCCUCUCACACCGGCGUCCGCGGCGGUGGUCGGGAAGGCGACGCCCCCGCGGGCGCAGGCCGGGAAGGUGUGCAUCUUGUCGAUAGACGGCGGUGGGCGCGCCGCCGACGGGCUGCUCGCCGGCGCGGCGCUGGUGAGGCUGGAGGCGUCGCUGAGGCGGCGCACUGGGGACCCCAAGGCGCGUCUGGCGGACUUCUUCGACGUGGCCGCGGGCUCUGGCUCCGGCGGCGUGCUGGCGGCCAUGCUGGUGGCGCGCGGCAAGGACGACGCUCGGCCGCUCUACUCCGCCGAGGACGCGCUCGCGUUCCUCGUGCGCAGCCUCCGCCGCGGCUGGUCCUCCUCGUCCGGGAGCCUCCGCGCGCUACUCCGGCGCCCGGCCGGCGGCGCCGCGUUCCGCAAAGUGUUCGGCGAGCUCACGCUCCGGGACACGGCGCGGCCGGUGCUCGUCCCGUGCUACGACCUGGCCACGGGGGCCCCGUUCCUCUUCUCCCGAGCCGACGCCGUCGAGACGCCGGCGUACGACUUCCGCCUGCGCGACGUGUGCGCCGCCACGUGUGCCGGGUCGGGCCGCUCGUCAUCUGCGGUGGAGGUGCGGUCGUGCGACGGGUCUACCCGCAUCGUGGCCGUGGGCGGCGGCGUGGCGCUCGGCAACCCCACGGCGGCGGCCAUCACGCACGUGCUCAACAACAAGCGCGAGUUCCCGCUGGCCUCCGGCGUGGAGAACCUGCUGGUCAUCUCCAUCGGCAGCGGCGAGGGCGCCUCGACUUCCGACAUCGUCAGGAUCGCCGCCGAGGGCGUGUCCGACAUGGUGGAUCAAGCAGUGGCCAUGGCGUUCGGACAUAGCCGGACAAGCAACUACACCCGCAUCCAGGCGAUCGGGUCGCCGCGGGGGAGCCGAUGCGCGGUGGCGGCGGAGGAGAUGCUGUCGCAGAAGAACAUGGAGUCGGUGCUGUUCCGCGGGAAGAAGCUGGCGGAGCAGACCAACGCCGAGAAGCUGGAACAGUUCGCGCACGAGCUCGUCAAGGAGCGCAACCGCCGCGAAAUCACAACUUGUGCAAAACAGUCUUAGAUUUGUAUACUUUUAUUUAUGAAGAAAUAUAAUGGAUUCACAUCAUAGGGCCACUGAUAAUUUAAAACAGCGUCA
Messenger RNA from Triticum dicoccoides, 1346 nucleotides. RefSeq names its product patatin-like protein 3. NCBI's taxonomy places the organism in Eukaryota, Viridiplantae, Streptophyta, Magnoliopsida, Poales, Poaceae. The record is from RefSeq and is a predicted model, not a curated record. Gene Ontology annotation, biological process: lipid metabolic process. The transcript is spliced from 3 exons. The coding region runs from base 72 to 1271 and encodes 399 amino acids.